Protopolystoma xenopodis is the source of this 282-nucleotide messenger RNA. NCBI's taxonomy places the organism in Eukaryota, Metazoa, Platyhelminthes, Monogenea, Polystomatidea, Polystomatidae. The record is from the annotation of a GenBank genome assembly.
AUGUUGGAGAGACUUGCCCUCCCACUCGACAGAGUCGAUGAGCACAAAAGCGCCUUCAAAGGUUGUUGGGUUCAAAAAUCGGAGCUUGCUGAGCACAGGGCAGAAACUGGACACGAGAUUGAAUGGUCUCAAGCUUGUCGUUUUGCUGAUUAUAUGUUUGCGGCUAAACGAAAAAUUAGAGAAGCUAUUGAAAUAAACCGAAUAGGAAAUACCUUUAAUGUAAAGAAUACUGGUAAGAAGAUAACUAAAAACUAUUUGUGCUCCAAAAAGGAGGCGACGUAA